AACAAGGCCACAUAAUCCUUAUCAUCACGUGAAAUUAAAGGUUCUUUUAAAGCACGGGAGUGCUACCGCCGGCCGGAAGGAGGUUUUCCCUCCUUCGACGAAAGAUCCAAUAGACCGGAUGCUCAUUUUCGUUCGUAGCCGUAGAACUGUAGAAGCAGUGACGGCAAUCCGUAAGCUGUCAAUGCAGAAGAGACAGGAGCGAGAUCGGAGUCGCUGAAGCUGACCAAAAUGUGGAUGCAGAGAGAGAGAGAGAGAGACAGAAACAGAGCGACGUAGAGACAUUCAGUUCACCGACCAGAUACCCCUCAUAUCCCUUUUCGAGGGUAUUUCUCUGGUCUUCUCCGGAUUAAUCUGGGUUUCGCAGUGAGGAAAAGAGUACUUGGGUGAGAUCUUCGAUGGAGGUCGAAUCCCCUGCUUUUGCGAGCUUCGAUUUGCAGCCAAAAUCCUUGUUUUCUUUCUCGUUGAAUAUUGUGACCGAGUCGUCGGAGCUCCGCUCUCAAGAAUGCGGCUUCUCUGAAAUGACUGUUUCUUUGAAUGGUGGCACUGAAUCAGUGGCUGUUCAUGCUGAAGAGUACCGGAGUUUUAAACCGUCGGUUGCGCUUGAUAAUUUUCAGAAAUUGACGGUGACCGACCGCGACGCUCGGGAAUGUGCGAGCCAAGAAAACUUCGUUCUCAGUUCUGGAGCUARGCAGGUAGACGUCAACGGUCAUGGAGAUUGUAGGGGUUCUAAAUCGACGGCCGCCGUGAAGCUGCAGAAGGUCUACAGAAGUUACCGUACACGGCGCAGGUUAGCAGAUUCUGCCGUGGUAGCCGAAGAGCUUUGGUGGCAGGCGAUCGACUAUGCUCGAUUGAAUCACAGUACGAUUUCGUUCUUCAACUACUUGAAACCAGAAACAGCCGCUUCGCGAUGGAACCGUAUCAGCUUGAAUGCUUCAAAGGUGGGAAAGGGGUUAUCCAAAGACGCCAAAGCUCAGAAAUUAGCUUUUCAGCACUGGAUCGAAGCUAUCGAUCCACGACAUCGAUACGGGCAUAGCUUACACAUCUAUUACGAAGAGUGGUGUAAAGCAGAUGCUGGCCAGCCAUUUUUCUACUGGUUGGACAUUGGAGAUGGCAAAGAGGUUGAUCUCAAGGAAUGCCCAAGAUCAAAACUUCGACAGCAAUGCAUUAAAUAUCUUGGACCUCAAGAGAGGGAACACUAUGAGUACAUAAUCAUCGAUGGGAAGAUUGUGCACAAACAAACAGGAACAUUUCUUGAUACAAAUAGUGGAUCACAAAACGUGAAAUGGAUAUUUGUGAUGAGCACCUCCAAGAAACUCUAUUGCGGGGAGAAAAAGAAAGGCUCUUUCCAUCACUCAAGCUUCCUUGCGGGAGGGGCUACUUUAGCGGCUGGAAGACUUGCAGCUGAGAACGGAGUGCUUAAGUCUAUCUCAGCAUACAGUGGACAUUACCGCCCAACCGAAGAGAACCUUGGCACCUUCCAAGCCUUCCUUGGGGAUAAUGGAGUAAACCUCGACAACGUUGAGGUAAAAUCCUCUACAGAAGACUAUGACAACUAUGAAGAGAAAUCAACAAAAGAUGCCAGCAGAACUGGAGUUCCAACAUUUCAAGAACCUCUCCAGCUUGAAACUUCCAGUGAAGUGGAGAAAGACCAAUUUGUCAAACCAACCGAAGUUGCAAAAGCUGAACCAGUUGAAGAUGAUCAAGCUGCAAAAACGGGUACUUACAAAAGGACCUUAUCCGGUGGUCUUCAGAGUCCAAAAGCACAGGUACCUAAGCAAGCAAUACUGCAGAGGAUCAAUUCCAAAAAGGCAGCAAGUUCAUAUCAGUUGGGGCAUCAACUCUCACUAAAAUGGUCAACAGGCGCCGGUCCACGGAUUGGGUGCGUUGCAGACUACCCUCUGGAACUGAGGGUACAAGCCCUAGAAAUUGUGAACCUCUCCCCAAGGCGUCCUCCCACACCGUCAUCUCUCCGACAGUUUGGCUGUCCAGCUCCACCUACACCUCGUCCCAUCUACGGUCUCUCUAGUGGUGAUAGGACAUAUACUAUCUAGAUAAGCUCCGUCUCUGUUGAGAGUCCGUUCCUUGCAUCUCCUGGAUGCUUUACUGCAUGUAAAUUCCUCCUCUCUCUACGUUUCCAUCCUGGCAGAAUGCUGCCUUACGGUCAAUAUCCAAUUUCUUUAUUCGUGUUCUGUUAUUAAUUUUCCUGCAUCAAUUCGCAAAAAUUGAGCAGUAAAA
Nelumbo nucifera (sacred lotus) is the source of this 2235-nucleotide messenger RNA. Its product is annotated as IQ domain-containing protein IQM3-like. Lineage: Eukaryota; Viridiplantae; Streptophyta; Magnoliopsida; Proteales; Nelumbonaceae. The record is from RefSeq and is a predicted model, not a curated record.